Molecule: messenger RNA, 2539 nt
Organism: Phascolarctos cinereus (koala)
Lineage: Eukaryota; Metazoa; Chordata; Mammalia; Diprotodontia; Phascolarctidae
Source: RefSeq, a predicted model, not a curated record
UCCAGCCCAGUUCAGCCUUGGUGAGGGCAGAAGCGCUGCCACUCCUGCCCCAUUCUCUCCUUUCCUCCCUUCGCCCCGGGACCCGCCUGGCAUGGCGGAGGGUACACGGGGAAUUCCCUCCGGCGGCAGUGGUGGCAGCGGUGGUAGCGGCAGCGCCAGCUGCAGCAGUAGCAGCAACAGGAGCCUGCAUAGCAGCAUCAUCCAGUGUUGAUAAUUUCUGCAUUUGUGAAGGUUACAGUGUUCCCCGUUGUCUAAUGUAUGAGAUAUAUGUGGAGACCUGUGGACAAAAUGCUCAGAAUCAAGUGAACCCAGCUACAUUUGGGAAGCUUGUGCACUUAGUUUUUCCGGAUCUUGGUACCAGGAGGCUGGGCACAAGAGGAAGUACCAGGUACCACUAUGAUGGAAUCUGCAUCAAGAAAGGUUCCUACUUCUAUGACCAGUAUUGCUAUUUGCUGAGUGAAAAAAAGUAUCACAGCAGUGGGGAUGUGCCUGGAUUGGAAAAAUCAACUAAUUAUGACAGCCUCAUCCAAAGAAAAGGAACACUUGAUGUUAAUUCACAGACAAAGACAGAUACAGUUGGAUCUCCUUUGUGUGAAUUCAGGAGAUUUCCUUUUUGGGAGCAAGAACUGGCAAAAAAAUACUCUUAUAAAAUGGUUGUAUUUCUUGCUGACGAAUAUUGCAACUACUGUCAAGAUAUUUUACAAAAUGUGAGGAAUCAGGAGCUUGACAGGGUUGAAGAUUUGCUCUUUCUUUUUUGGAAGUCUCUGCAACAAGAUAUUGUAACGUUCAUGUCAUCACCUGAUGUUUGCCAGCUCUUUAAAUGCUAUGAUGCCCAGCUGUACAAGGAAAUUGAGGACAUUCUACUUCAUGAUUUCCUGGAAGAUGUUUCUAUUCAGUACCUGAAAUCAGUCAAGUUGUUUAGUAAAAAAUUUAAACUCUGGCUACUUAAUGCCUUGGAAGGUUUUCCACCCCUCUUACGGAUCUCCAAGAUCAAAGGAGUUACUGUGUUUGUCAAAAGACUAAGAAGAAAGACUUACCUUUCAAAUAUGGCAAAGACAAUGAGAAUGGUAUUAAAUAACAACAGGAGAGUCAACAUUUUAAAAUCAGACUUGCAUGCUAUUGUCAACCAAGGAGCUUUGGAUAUUCCUAGGAAACCUUUGCAGAAACAUUUUAGAAGUACAGAUGAACUGGAAAGCAACAUGGAGCUGAAAUGUUUAAACAAUUUGAUUUCUUUGCUGGGAACUUCAACAGAUGUCAGCGUCUUCCUGAACUGUGUGUCUUCAAAUCUCCAGGCAUUUGUCUUUCAGCCAAGCAGGAGCAAAGAAGAGUUUAUCAGACUGGCUGCUAGCUUCCAGCUGAGAUGGAACUUCCUCCUGACUGCCGUGAGCAAGGCCAUGACCCUCUGGCAAGCAGACAGUUUUGGCUCCUGGCAUCUAUUUAAUUUGCUACUUUUGGAAUAUGUGAUUCAUAUACUUCAGUCACGUAUAGAGGAUGAAGAGGAAGAGGAAGAUGGGGGCAAUCUCAAGGAAAUGCAGCCAAAUGACAAGUCUCCCAUCCAGUCCACUCAGGAGUCUCUCCAAAGUCCUGAUUCUCCAAUUAAACAACAUGAAAACCACAAUGAUGAGCCACCUAGUGUAACUCUGAUGACACACAUCAGCCAGAGUGAUGUUUGUCUGAGCAGCAUUAUCCUUAAGGUCCUGGGAUUUCUGGUGGACACUGCCACAGGCAAUAAGCUGAUCCAAGUACUGUUGGAAGACAAAGCCACUAAAAGCACAGUUAAAUUAGACCUUCCUGUGGGGCAAGAAGCCCUUGUAACUUUAAAAGAUGGACAGAAGUUUGUAAUUCAUACCUCAGAUGUACCACAGAGCCCUGAAAAUGUUUAUUUCACAGAAACCAAUGCUAAUAUUUAAGAAUAUGUAAAACACACAGGGAAACUGUAUUUUCACUCUUCAAGUAUACUACCUGGGCAACUUUUGCAAUGAAAAUGAAAGGAGCUUUACUGUACACAGUAGAUGUAGCUUUGUUUGACUUUUUUAUGUUUCGAUGUAUUUCCAAUGGUUGGCUUUGACCAAGCUCAUAAACUAAUUUCAAUUUUUUUUGCCUCCUUGCUAUUUCUUAGAGUCUUUCCUGGUAACUCUAUUUUUGUCCUUAACAGCUGAGAAGCUCGUGAAACAAAGAAAUCUUUCCAGGAAGUGAGCUACAUACAAGACAAAACUCGUGGGAGUUAUCACUGUUUGAAAGAGCAUAAACCAGUUCAAACUGUAAAAAGAAAAAUAAAAUCCUUCUCCUCAGCAUUAUUUUGUUAGGUCGUCAGAAUGUGUAGAAAGAAAUUCUCAGUCAUCAAAGAAUGGCAAGAAAAUAAUUAGAUAUCACUGUGGGACUUAAUCACUGGAUCAAAGAAUUUCUUUUUUCUCUAUCGUAACAAUUUUGGGGGGGAUAAGGUAGAAUUUAGCACAUAUAUCUGUAAUAAAUGAUGUCUCUUUUACUUUACCUCUAUUUCUUUUUUCUGUAUAGCCAAAGCAUUAAAACCAUUUGAAAC